AUGGACGAAGAAGCUGGUUUUGGCAGCAUUCGUGGCGCUGCAAGAGGUGUUUACGUUGAGAGGCCCAGCAAACCUGGCAAGGUUUUCAAACUUCGAGAUGUCCGUACCAGCAAGGACUGGCCAAGAGCCAGCAAGGACAUGCGCUAUGGCAGCCAUGACUAUCCACGCCACGGCAGCCACGACCACCCACGCUACAGCGGCUAUGAUUACCCCCGCUACGGCAGCCACGAAAUUCCACGAACAGCUCCAGAUGGUCGACGCUCACGUGACCCGUCGCCGCUUCCAACCCCGGGCACGUCCCCGUACCGGUCAACCCUGGACGCGCCAACAGAUUCGCGUCACACCCCCAGCUACGGAUAA
Messenger RNA from Symbiodinium natans, 360 nucleotides. The record is from the annotation of a GenBank genome assembly. Lineage: Eukaryota; Dinophyceae; Suessiales; Symbiodiniaceae.